Acanthopagrus latus (yellowfin seabream) is the source of this 2435-nucleotide messenger RNA. It is a transcript of the gene ptgs1, whose product is annotated as prostaglandin-endoperoxide synthase 1. Gene Ontology annotation, biological process: response to oxidative stress; cyclooxygenase pathway. Lineage: Eukaryota; Metazoa; Chordata; Actinopteri; Spariformes; Sparidae. The record is from RefSeq and is a predicted model, not a curated record. Gene Ontology annotation, cellular component: neuron projection; cytoplasm. Gene Ontology annotation, molecular function: peroxidase activity; heme binding; oxidoreductase activity, acting on single donors with incorporation of molecular oxygen, incorporation of two atoms of oxygen. The coding region runs from base 117 to 1919 and encodes 600 amino acids. The transcript has 11 exons.
GCAGGCCUGAGUGUUGUUAUGAAGAGAGCCGCCCGUCUCAGAAACUACUUUCUACAAACACUGAAUCAAAAUUGAUUUAACUUUGAGCCCGCACAGACAAUCCACCUGAGGGAAUCAUGAAACUGUUCCUUUGCGCAGAGUUCGGCCUCGUCUCCAUCUGGGUGUUCAUCAACCUACUGCUGCUGAAGAGCGCACCAUGUGCUGGUGACUCCAGUGUUGUGAAUCCCUGUUGCUACUACCCCUGUCAGAACUCAGGGGUGUGUGUGAGAUUUGGCACAGACGGCUACCAAUGCGACUGCACUCGCACCGGCUUCUACGGAGACAACUGCACAGUUCCGGAGUUCUGGACCAGAAUUCGUCUCAUGCUGAAGCCCAAACCUUCGACGGUCCACUUCAUCCUCACCCACUUCCAGUGGUUCUGGGACCUCGUCAACAACUCUUUCCUGCAAGACACAUUCAUGAGAUUAGUGCUGACAGUCAGAAGCGACCUCAUUCCAAGCCCUCCGACCUACAACACCAAAUAUGGAUACCUCGCCUGGGAAUCCUACUACAACAUCUCCUACUACACCCGUCUCCUCCCUCCUGUACCUGAAGACUGUCCUCUGCCCAUGGGAACUAAAGGUAAAUCUGUUCUUCCUGAUCCAAAAGUGAUGGCUGAGAGGUUUUUCAGGAGAAAUAAAUUCAGGCCAGAUCCUCAGGGGACCAAUCUGAUGUUUGCCUUCAUGGCCCAACACUUCACCCACCAGUUUUUCAAGACAAACAACGAUGCUCAGGGGGGCUUCACCAAGGCUUUAGGACACGGGGUCGAUGCGAGCAACAUCUACGGAGACAACCUCAUGCGACAGCUUCAGCUCCGACUUCAUAAAGAUGGAAAGCUGAAAUAUCAGUUAGUAAAUGGCGAGAUGUACCCUCCUACAGUAUCUGAGGUCCCUGUGCACAUGGUGUAUCCUGAAGGUAUCCCUCCAGAAAAACGUCUGGUCAUUGGUCAGGAGAUAUUUGGCAUCCUGCCGGGUCUUACCAUGUAUGCCACCAUAUGGCUGAGAGAGCAUAACAGAGUCUGUGACAUCCUGAAGGCAGAGCAUCCCACCUGGGAUGAUGAGCAGCUUUUCCAGACCACCAGACUCAUCAUCAUUGGGGAGAUAAUCAACAUCAUAAUCGAAGAGUAUGUGCAGCAUUUGAGCGGUUAUCUGCUGAAGCUGAAGUUUGAUCCCUCUCUGCUCUUCAAAGAGCGUUUCCAGUACAGCAACCGCAUCGCUCUGGAGUUCGGCCACCUCUACCACUGGCACCCAUUGAUGCCUGACAGCUUUCUCAUCGAUGGACAUGAAAUCCUGUACUCCCAGUUCAUUUACAACACGUCCCUCCUCAUGAACUUUGGGGUGGAGAAGCUGGUGGAUGCCUUCUCCCGUCAACCUGCAGGACAGAUAGGUGGAGGUCGAAACUCACCUGAAAUAGUGGUCAAAGUGGCAGAAAUGGUCAUCAGAGAGUCUCGAGCAACACGUGUGAGGCCCUUUAAUGAAUACAGGAAGAGGUUCAACCUGAAGCCAUACACCUCUUUUUAUGAAUUUACUGAUGACAUGGAAAUGGCCAGAGGUUUAGAGGAGCUCUAUGGAGACAUAGAUGCUCUGGAGUUUUACCCCGGCGUCCUGUUGGAGAAAACACGUGCCAACGCUAUAUUUGGUGAGAGUAUGGUGGAGAUGGGUGCUCCCUUCUCUCUGAAAGGCCUGCUGGGAAACCCAAUCUGCUCCCCUGAGUACUGGAAGCCAAGCACCUUCGGGGGAGAGACUGGUUUUGAUAUCAUCAAAACAUCCACUUUGAAGAAACUGGUGUGCCUCAACACUAAGUGGUGUCCAUACGUCGACUUCCACGUUCCGCGAAAUGAGGAGGCGGCAGAACCAAAGAAACCAUCCACUGAACUGUGACACGUGUUCACCUAAUGACCCAUGAUUGUUUUACUCACAGUCAAAUUGUGACUAUGCUGCCUGUGAGUGUGACAUACUGUGGUUGUCAAAGUGCUACAUGUUGUUGUCAUCACCCUGUUCUGAUGUAUUGCUCUCAUAAAGAAAAGAAAAUUUUGAUUGCUAACUCACUGUUUUUUUUAAACAGGUCUACCUCCUCAAAUACAGCUGACAAAUCACUCGCGAAACCAAUGUAUCAUUACCAUUUGGAAAGAAAGUUCUUCUGAACCACGGACAGAUACACUUUAAUUUGCUAAUGGUACAGCUCAAUACUUUGAAUAUUUUGUUCUACAUUUUCUCGGUGUGGUUAUCCUCUUCUUUUAUUUUUAGAGUGGAAUUAUCACAUCAGGCUACAUCUUCCUGAGAAUCAUUUUUUUAAAUACCCAGCAUUCACCUGCUGAAUAAAUGACCUGUUUGCAGAAUAAAAAUGAAGUUACUGAAUCAUUAAUUGAUGAAAAUAAAAUAUAUUGCUUAUACAAA